AGAAGAGAGAGAUGAGCGCCACAAAACAAAAGGCAGACUGAGCAGAUUUGAACCCCCACAAGCAGACGCUGAUGGACAGCGGCGUCCAAGUAAGAAAAUGGAUCAACAAUCAAGAAGAAACAGAGCCUCUGGUGCUCUUGAUGACUAUGCUCCUGGCUCACAUGAUGUGGGUGAUCCAAGUACAACUAAUCUUUAUCUUGGCAACAUCAAUCCUCAGAUGAACGAGGAGAUGUUGUGUCAUGAAUUUGGAAAGUUUGGGCCAUUGGCUAGCGUUAAAAUCAUGUGGCCACGGACAGAUGAGGAGCGAGCACGGGAGAGGAACUGUGGCUUUGUUGCAUUUAUGAAUAGGCGUGAUGCAGAGAGAGCAUUGAAAAACUUGAAUGGAAAAAUGGUUAUGUCCUUUGAAAUGAAGCUAGGGUGGGGAAAAGCUGUGCCUAUCCCUCCACACCCAAUAUAUAUCCCCCCAUCUAUGAUGGAACACACCCUACCACCUCCUCCAUCUGGUCUGCCUUUUAACGCCCAGCCGAGAGAGCGCCUCAAGAACCCCAGUGUGCCAUUGUUACCACCACCCAAAAAUAAGGAGGAGUUUGAGAAGACUCUGUCGCAAGCCAUAGUCAAAGUGGUUAUCCCAACAGAAAGGAAUUUACUUGCUCUGAUUCAUCGCAUGAUCGAAUUUGUGGUGCGUGAAGGGCCAAUGUUUGAAGCUAUGAUCAUGAACCGAGAACUCAACAACCCUAUGUUCAGAUUUUUAUUUGAAAACCAGACCCCUGCCCACGUGUAUUACAGGUGGAAGCUUUACUCAAUACUACAGGGAGAUGCUCCCACAAAAUGGAGGACAGAAGAUUUCCGGAUGUUUAAAAAUGGUUCUUUCUGGAGACCACCACCAUUAAAUCCUUACCUGCAUGGAAUGACAGAGGAACAGGAACCUGAGCCUUUUGUUGAGGAGCCCAUCAAAAAGGGAUCUCUUAAAGAAGAACAAAGAGACAAAUUAGAGGAGGUGUUACGAGGAUUAACACCACGGAAGAAUGACAUUGGUGAUGCCAUGGUGUUCUGUCUUAACCAUGCUGAAGCAGCAGAAGAGAUUGUAGACUGCAUAGCGGAGUCUUUGUCUAUCCUGAAAACUCCCCUCCCUAAGAAGAUUGCCAGACUCUACCUGGUGUCUGAUGUCUUGUAUAACUCUUCUGCUAAAGUUGCCAAUGCAUCCUACUACAGAAAAUUCUUUGAAAAUAAAUUAUGCCAAAUCUUUGCUGAUCUGAAUGCUGCUUACAGAGCCAUACAAGGACAUUUGCAGUCAGAAAAUUUUAAGCAACGUGUUAUGGCCUGCUUCCGGGCAUGGGAAGACUGGACUAUUUAUCCUGAACCCUUUUUAAUCAAGCUACAAAAUAUUUUCCUUGGUCUUGUAAAUAUUGAGGAGAAGGAACCUGAGGAGGUAAUAGAUGAUUUGGAUGGUGCUCCAAUUGAAGAAGAGUUAGAUGGGGCUCCACUGGAGGAUGUGGAUGGAAUUCCUCUUGAUGGAGCACCACUUGACGACUUGGAUGGUGUGCCUAUAAAAACCCUUGAUGAUGACUUGGAUGGUGUUCCAUUGGACAUUUCUGAUGACUCUAAAAAGAAUGAGCCAAUUUUUAAGGUAGCUCCCUCUAAAUGGGAAGCUGUAGAUGAAUCAGCGCUGGAAUCACAAGCUGUCACCACAUCCAAGUGGGAAUUGUUUGACCAGCACGAAGAGUCUGAUGAGGAAGACAAUCAAAACCAAGAGGAAGAGAGUGACGAUGAAGAGGAUACACAGAGUUCUAAAUCGGAGGACCAACAUUACUAUUCCAAUCCAAUUAGAGAUGAUAUGUCUGAUUCAAAAUCAUUUAAAUAUUCUGAAAUGAGUGAAGAAAAACGUGCCAAACUUAGAGAAAUUGAGCUAAAGGUAAUGAAGUUCCAAGAUGAAAUUGAAUCUGGAAAAAGGCCGAAGAAGUCCGGGCAGAGUAUUCAGGAACAAGUUGAACACUAUCGUGACAAGCUGCUGCAAAGGGAAAGAGAAAAAGAGCUGGAAAGGGAAAGAGACCGAGAUAAAAAAGAUAAAGAAAAGUUUGAAUAUCGAACAAAAGACAAAAAAGACAAAGAGGAGUCCACACCAACAAGAAAAGAAAGGAAAAGGCGUCACAGUGGUUCCCCCAGUCCAACACGCAGUAGCAGCAGUAAGCGCGGCAAAUCUCCAUCACCAAAAUCAGAACGCUCUGAGAGGUCACACAAGGACGGCUCCCGAUCACGGUCCUCUCAUAAAGACUCUCCCAGAGAUGCCAGUAAAAAGGGCAAAAGGUCACCAUCUGGAUCUCGAACACCUAAAAGAUCUCGGCGGUCACGAUCAAGGUCACCUAAAAAAUCAGUAAAAAAGUCCAGAUCACAGUCCCGAUCCCCACACAGAUCUCACAAAAAGUCAAAGAAAAGCAAACACUGACAGGACUUCCUACUACCACCUUUUUUUUCUUUCUUUUUUUUAUGAAGAUGUCAUUUAAUUAAAUUGCUUUAUUUUUUUUUCUUUGUGCCUGAGACGUUCAAGAGAAAAAUAGCUGAAAAGAAAAAAAACGUAAAAAUAUCAAAAACCCAAUAAGGCAGCAUUCCUACAUUUUCUGUGAAUGCAUGUAAGUAACUGCAUCUGUAGAACUUGUCACUGUUUUAUAUUGUACAAAGAAAGCCCUGUCCACCGUGACUAUGUAUUUCCACCAAACGAACCGUUUGUGCUAGGAAUUCCUCCACCACUGUCUGUAUAUGAUCUGCUGGCGGUAGUAAACCAUUUUUUUUUU
Molecule: messenger RNA, 2789 nt
Organism: Nanorana parkeri
Lineage: Eukaryota; Metazoa; Chordata; Amphibia; Anura; Dicroglossidae
Gene: U2SURP
Product: U2 snRNP associated SURP domain containing
Exons: 21
Coding region: 98-2443 (781 amino acids)
Biological process (GO): RNA processing
Cellular component (GO): nucleus
Molecular function (GO): RNA binding
Source: RefSeq, a predicted model, not a curated record